AUGGCUGCAGCACGGUCAGCCGACAGUGCAGCGCCCGCCGCCGCAGACGCGAAGCUGCGCAAUUUCCGCGACGGCGAGGCGCGGGAUUCAGACGCCAGCGACUGCGACCAAUCAGACGCGAGCGGGCGGAGCCUCUCACCAACCCGGCAAGGCCUCAGCAGGACCAAGAAGAAGAAGGAGCGCAGGCAGUUUGGCGCCUUUGCAGACGAGCUGGGCGACCUGCUGGGCGUUGCCUUUCACAAGGACGAAGUGAAGCCCGAGACAGCGCACGACGGCGACCUCGACAUGCAGGUUGAGCCGGCCUCGAGCGGGCCCAAGAUGUCCAAGCGCCAGCGCCAGAACAUGGCCAAGAUGCAGGCCCGCAGGCUCGCCAGAGAGCAGUCCAAGAGGGUCAUCCCAGAGCAGCACACAGUGGCUGCCGAGCGUCGCGGCAUGACUCUCCACGCGUAUCGCGGACAGCGGCCCGAGGGGAAGAAGGACGCCAAGAGCGAGAGCCAGAAGAGGAGGAGCAGGAAGGAGAGGGAGCGGUUGAGGAAGAAGGCUGAGGCGGGGGAUGCCAUGGAGGUCGAGUAG
This is a messenger RNA of Ascochyta rabiei, 573 nucleotides long. RefSeq lists its product as uncharacterized. The transcript has 3 exons. Lineage: Eukaryota; Fungi; Ascomycota; Dothideomycetes; Pleosporales; Didymellaceae. The record is from RefSeq and is a predicted model, not a curated record. Bases 1 to 573 code for a protein of 190 amino acids.